AUGCUCGUGAACAGGGGCACAUCAAGUCUGACUUCCACAGCCUCGCGCCUUUCCACACCUUCCAUGCCUGCGAGGCACUCGUACUCUUCCGGGACCGACGCGACGUCCUUCACCUAUCGACUCGCAGCGGCAUCCGCCCCCAAACGAUCUCCUCCACCACGUCAGCCCCAGCACGGCAAGGACUACUGGAACUACGCGUCCACGCAUGUGAACCCUUCGCCACCAUAUCUGCGAUCCACCAAGCCAGAGUCUGGCGAGGAUGCCUUCUUCGCGACCACGAUCGGAGGUAGUCCACAUCAUGUAGCAUUCGGUCUAGCAGAUGGUGUGGGAGGAUGGCAAGAUCAGGGUGUUGAUCCGUCAGAGUACAGCCAAGCACUGUGCGGCCUCAUGGCAGGGUCGGCGAACAUACAUGAAGGAGUCGAAGAGGACCCGGUGAAGCCGCAGUCGCUCCUACAGAAGGCAUACGACGCUGUCAUGUCGAAUCCUCGCAUUGCAGCUGGAGGCUGUACUGCUAGCCUGGGCGUAGCGGACAAGACAGGCAACAUCGAAACAGCCAACUUGGGCGACUCAGGCUAUCUCAUCUUCAGCCCUGGCAAGGUGGCACACCGUUCAGAGGUGCAAACUCAUGCAUUCAACACGCCUUACCAAUUCUCCAAGGUUCCAGCCAAGAUGCAAGCACAGUACGCCAUCUUCGGUGGACAGACGCAUUUCAGUGAAACACCCAAUGAGGCUGAUGUCGACAAUCACCAGCUCAAACACGGCGACAUCGUUUUGUUUGCGACCGACGGUGUGUGGGACAAUCUCUCUGCCCAGGACACCCUACAAGUGGUAGCUCGGGUUAUGGAAGAAGGUGGAUACUGGUCCAAGUCGUCCAAAGGCGCAGAGACUAUGCUCAACCACUCUCUCAUACAAUCCUUGCCCCGAACGAUCGACAACAAGGUCAAGGACUCAUACCUGCCCGGACAGAUCGCUGCUGCAGUCAUGCGUGAAGCCAAGAUCGCUGGACUAGACAGACGACGAGAAGGACCUUUCGCGAAAGAGGUCAAAGCGCGGUAUCCUCAGGAAGGAUGGGAAGGCGGCAAGCCAGACGACAUCGCUGUUGUUGUGUGCAUCGCCGUUGAAGAGAGCUCGGGCGUCGACAAACUCAUCAAGGCCAAGCUGUAG
This is a messenger RNA of Fulvia fulva, 1164 nucleotides long. RefSeq lists its product as uncharacterized. Bases 1 to 1164 code for a protein of 387 amino acids. The record is from RefSeq and is a predicted model, not a curated record. The transcript has a single exon. Lineage: Eukaryota; Fungi; Ascomycota; Dothideomycetes; Mycosphaerellales; Mycosphaerellaceae.